Cynocephalus volans (Philippine flying lemur) is the source of this 3608-nucleotide messenger RNA. RefSeq names its product zinc finger protein 672 (gene ZNF672). The transcript is spliced from 5 exons. Gene Ontology annotation, molecular function: DNA-binding transcription repressor activity, RNA polymerase II-specific. Lineage: Eukaryota; Metazoa; Chordata; Mammalia; Dermoptera; Cynocephalidae. Gene Ontology annotation, biological process: negative regulation of transcription by RNA polymerase II. The coding region runs from base 1105 to 2502 and encodes 465 amino acids. The record is from RefSeq and is a predicted model, not a curated record.
UGGGCAGAAGAGGCUAAACCGACAGUACAGUGCUCGCACGCUUCCCAGUCUUCCCAGCAACCGGUGACACGGCCCGCACGAGGCCGACCACUGGCCAACGGGGAUCGGCCUGGAGCGUGACCCCCUAUCCCGAGGCGCCGGACGCUGUGGCGCCUACCUGCUCCCCCGACUCCGUGGCCGUGCGCUUUCGCCAGCCGCUUCCUCCCUUGCCCGUCCACUCUUGCAGUCCGGGAGGCGGGGGUCGGCAGGCCCGCCGAGUGCACCGCGCGGUGUCAGAGGAGCCAGUCGGCGACCGGCGACUGGUGUCUGCGGCGGUCUGGAGUGCAGUCCCGGCGACGAGUGACGCGAGGCGCUGCGGGGCGAGCAAUUGGCCGAAACACGUCCGCGGGCCACCGCGCGGCCUGCUCCUCCCAGGCCUUGUCCUCCGCCUGUCCUCGCUAAUUCUCCUCGGUGACCUUCGGGGCUGGCGGCCCCACGACGCAGACAUCGCCAGACAAAACUGGAAUAAAGGGACAGCGACAACCACCGGGCUCUGUUAGUGUUAAACGCCCCCCACUCCCCACCAAGAUUUUUGGUGUCCUGUCUCGCCCUCCGGGUUGGCUGGCGCCUCAGGCAAGGGGUUUCCAUCCCAGGCACAGACCACUUUGCUUCUGGAGUGAGCUGCAACAUGGGGUGAGGUAGAGAAGAGAGACUUGAAGAGCUUGCCCUGGCACUCAAAUACCAUACCUGCACCCUAGACCAGAGUUUCUCAUACUCCACGUCCACAAUGGGAGAAAGUGGGCACAGGAUAUUCUGCUCCAGAGGCACGAGAGGACAUCCCACGCUGGCCACUCCUGCCCAGUGUGGAGAGGAGAGGAAGCUCCAGAGCCCACCCCUACAGGGCUCACGGAGCAGGGUGAAACUGGCCACAGCUCGCCUCUGGAACAACCGCAAAGCCUGACUGUGAGAAAGGGAACCCUGGAAUCCGCAGACCAGUUUUUGAGGUCUCCCUCUCUCCACUCUCCUACAGUUCUCUUUUCAGGCUUCAAGAAAACUAAUAAUUACCUGCAGCACGAGGAGGCGAACACUAGAGAGCGAGCGGCACGCUGUGGGUCCGUCCUCAUCAUGUUCGAGGCAUCGCAGGCGGUGGCAGUGGGAAGGCCUUAUGCGUGCAGCGAAUGUGGCAAGAGCUUCCGCUACAGCUCGGUGCUGCUGCGGCAUGAGCAUGCCCAUGGCAAUGGCACCCGCUUCCGCUGCCUAGAGUGCGGUGAGCGUUGUGCUGGGGCUGCAGACCUCCGAGCGCACAGGCGCGCCCACGCCGGCCAAACCCUCUACAUCUGCAGUGAGUGCGGCCAGAGCUUCCUCCACAUCAGCCUCCUCGACCUGCACCUGAGUGCACACAGACGGCGCAACCGCGCCCGCCCCUGCCGCCUCUGCGGCCACCGCUUCCCACACCUUCCAGCGCUGCUCCUGCAUCAGCGCCGCCAGCACCCGCCCGAGCGGCCCCGCCGCUGCCCACUGUGCGCCCGCAAUUUCCGACAGAGCGCGCUGCGUUUCCACCAGGCGCGGGCACACCCGUCGGGGACAACCACUGUCCCCGCUGACCCACCCCACCAAUGCGCUCAGUGCCCAAGGUCCUUCCGCAGCCACGCGGGACUACGGAGUCACGCGCGUGUCCACGUGGCCAGGAGCUCCGGUGACCCCACGCCCCGGCGACCCUGCGCCGCGGACACACACCAGUGUAGUGUGUGUGGGAAGAGCUUCGGCAAGAGCUCUACACUGACGCGACACCUGCAGGCGCACUCGGGCGAGAAGCCCUUUAAGUGUCCCGAGUGCGGCAAGGGCUUUUUGGAGAGCGCCACACUAGUACGUCACCAGCGCACGCACACGGGCGAAAAGCCAUACGCAUGUGGUGACUGCGGGCGCUGCUUCAGCGAGAGUUCCACGCUGCUGCGCCACAGGCGAAGCCACCAAGGUGAACGGCCACACUCGUGUACCACUUGUGGCAAGGGCUUUGGGCAGCGAUCGGAUCUCGUGGUGCACCAGCGAAUCCAUACAGGCGAGAGACCCUUCCCGUGCCCUGACUGUGGCCGCCGCUUCAGCGACCGCUCGGACCUCACCAAGCAUAGGCGCACACACACGGGCGAGAAGCCCUACCACUGUGAGCUCUGCGGCAAGCGGUUCACGUGCGUGUCCAACCUCAACGUGCAUCGGCGUAACCACGCUGGCCACAAGCCACACAAGUGCCCUGAAUGUGGUAAGGCCUUCAGCGUUGCCUCCAAGCUUGCGCUGCACCGAAAAACGCACCUGGGCGAGCGGCCAGUGGAGUGCGCCGAGUGCGGCAAGUGUUUCAGCCAUAGCCGCUCACUGUCGCAGCACCAGCGGGCCCACAGGCGCGCCCGCACCACUGCCGCUUCCACUACCGUCACGGAGGCUGUAGCAAGUGCUACCCUUGUCUUUGCGGGGCUGACCGGACAGGAAAAACCGGGGCUCUUUGUGUCUCAGUUCAGGGAGACUUGCUGAGAGGCUUCUCCGAAAGGGAGUGGGCAAGCACCCAAUUUGCGCCACAGGGACAGUAGAGCGACUCCGUGGGCAAAGAUGGCAUGGCCUUGGGCUGGUCAGUGGCUAACUUGGGAGAGUGUGGUGCUGAUAACACCAAGACCAUGGGUUCGGAUCCCAUAUAGGGAUGGCCGGUUAGCUAACUGGGUGAGCGUGGUGCUGACAACACCAAGUCAAGGGUUAAGAACCCCUUACCGGUCAUCUUUAAAAAAAAAAAAAAAAAAAAAAAAAAGGCAUGGCCUGCUGCUUCUCCUAUUUCUGUUGGGCAGCCCCUCCUUCACCUGGGCUCUUGCCUCACCACUACAUCUACUUCCCUGUCAGCUUUUUCCAUCUUCAGUCCUUGUAUCUCCUGUCUUCUCUCCCUCUGGGGUGUAGGUGCAGGGAAUCAGGGAAACCCCUCAGCCCCCUGUGUGGAAGAGAGCCCAGGUAUUGGUGUGUCCCAUUGCUGCUGCUGUGCUCUCUGGUGUUUCUUUCCUGGUUUCCUGUCUGUGUUGUCUUCUCUUGUCCCAUCUCCUUAUUCCAGCCUACGUCUCCUGUCUCUCCUGCCCCAGUACUCUUGCUGUCCUGCCUUUUCAGGUAAUGAUUAGAUUUGGCUGCAGUCACAUCUCACCAGCCCUCUGGCCUUCUUGCCUCUUGGUUCCACCUGACUGUUAAUCUCCCUGCUGCUUUCUCCCUCUUUCUGAGAGAGUUGUGGAGGUAGGAAAUUUGCAGGCAGAGAGGGACAGUGGGAGAGCUCACUUCAGUGAAGGGCAUCUCUAUGCAGGAACUGCCUGCUCCCUGGGAGAGGUGGCCCACUCGUGAAGGGGGAGGGGGGGGCUCAGCAGGUCAAGAUGCCUCUCAGGACAGUGUUCUCCAGCCAGGCGGAGGGAUAUUUGCCCUGGGACCCAGGCCAAGACCAUGUGGGCCCACAAAGCCCAGCACUGUUAAGUGGAACAUCAGAAUGUUAUUUCCAAAUCAAGCUUGAAGCCAUGGGGAAACAGAUUCCACAAAGGGGAGAGAGAAGGAUGGAAAAAUUCCCUGAAUUUUUUGCUUAUGGCUGCUGAAAUAAAGAGUUGUUUGGGUUCUAGAUG